Molecule: messenger RNA, 1173 nt
Organism: Cannabis sativa
Lineage: Eukaryota; Viridiplantae; Streptophyta; Magnoliopsida; Rosales; Cannabaceae
Exons: 5
Coding region: 1-1173 (390 amino acids)
Source: RefSeq, a predicted model, not a curated record
AUGGAGCCUUUGUAUGAAAGGUUCAGAAAGCAAGCGCCUCCAGUAUUUCUGGGAGGCCCUGAUGUUCUUAAAGCUGAGCAGUGGUUGACUGUUGUUGAGAGAAUACUGAACUUUAUGGGAGUAGCUGGAAAUGAUAGGGUGGCCUGUGCCACGUUUCAAUUUCAGGAGGAUGCCCUGAUUUGGUGGGAAAUGGUAUCCCUCACCAGGGAUGUGACCAGAAUGACCUGGGAAGAGUUCCGGGAAUUGUUCAACGCCAAAUAUUACAAUGAGGCGGUCCGCAGUGCAAAGCGGAAGGAAUUUAUUGAGUUGGUACAAGGUGAGAGUAUGUCAGUGACCGAGUAUACCACCAAGUUUGACCGCUUGGCCAAGCUGGCUUCCGGAAUUGUACCAACAGAUUUCAGCAAGAAAGAAAAGUAUUUGGCUGGACUGAAUGCCAAAAUCAGACAUGACCUGGUUAUUACAACGAGUGAUACAACGACUUAUGCGGAAAUGGUUGAUAAGGCUCUUCGAGCCGAAGGGGCAGUAAAAUUUUUACAAGAAACCCGAGAGUCUUCUGGCGUUGGUGGGGUGACUACUCUCCCUAUGUCGGGCCCUGAGAAAGAGAGUGGGGGUUCUACCUUCGAGCAGAAGAAAAGAACUUUUCCAUUUUCGGGAAGUUCAGGGCAAGGAAAAAGGAAAGACUGUCCUCAGUUGAAGAAAGAGGAACCAAAGCCUGAGGUCAGACCUGUACCUGCCCCUGCACGUGUCUUUGCUAUUACUCAGGCAGAUGCUGCUGCCAGUCCUUCAGUUGUUGCAGGUUCUCGUGUCCCUAGGAUCUCAGCACUGAAAGCUAGGGAUUUAUUACGAGAUGGAUGUGUUGGAUUUCUCGCAGUGGUAGUGGAUUCCAGUAAACCUGUGUUACUUGGGCCAGAAGAAGUUAAUGUGGUUAAGGAAUUCCUGGAUGUGUUUCCCGAGGAAUUGCCGGGAUUACCACCUCAGCGUGAGAUAGAUUUCAUCAUUGAUUUAAUCCCUGAGGCAGAACCUGUUUCAAAGGCACCCUACCGAAUGGCACCUGCUGAAUUAAAAGAACUAAAGAUACAACUCCAAGGGAUAAUUGAUGAUUUGUUUGACCAACUUCAGGGCAAGACUGUAUUCUCAAAAAUUGACUUGAGCUUUUAUGGAUCUCAUGAAUAG